Ixodes scapularis (black-legged tick) is the source of this 1218-nucleotide messenger RNA. RefSeq lists its product as uncharacterized. The transcript has a single exon. Gene Ontology annotation, cellular component: plasma membrane. Bases 1 to 1218 code for a protein of 405 amino acids. NCBI's taxonomy places the organism in Eukaryota, Metazoa, Arthropoda, Arachnida, Ixodida, Ixodidae. Gene Ontology annotation, biological process: protein processing. Gene Ontology annotation, molecular function: metalloendopeptidase activity. The record is from RefSeq and is a predicted model, not a curated record.
AUGUCGCCGGCUUAUAUUGAAACAGAGCUCCCAUCGCUCUUGAACGAGCUGGAGCCACGGGCCCUGCUUAACUACAUGGGAUUGAUGGUGCUGAUUCAGGUGGCACCGUUCUUGUCCGAAAGGCUUACCGAUCUCCGAGAGCUCUUCGCUAAAAGCUUCAUAGGACGCACUGUUGCGAACGCGGCAGAUUCCUCUCUUCUUUGCAUCUACUCAGUGGAAAAGCUCCUGCCUGGCUGCUUCUCCAAGGCGGCAUCGGCGCUCCUUCGGCAGAGUGGCGAUGAUCUGGUCAUGCGUGAGUGGACGUCCAAGCUGGACUCGGCCUUUAGCAUUCAGGCGAAGUCUGUUGCCUGGAUAGACCAGCUCUCUGCUUUGCUACUCCGCUACCGCACCGUGCGGAGCCCCAUCAGUCGUUUCGGCCCCGGCGAUCAGCCAUGCAGUCCUAGUACUCAAGAGACAAGUGGCAUUGCCCUACUGUUCUACUUAGAAGUGUCUAAGCUGCAGCAUGAACGAAAAAUCCGCGAUAUCUUGAAGGGUAGCGCGCACCUUAAGAGACAGUCGUACCACUCUGACCUAAACACGCAAGCCCAGUACCAGCCCGCCUGGCAAACCGUCUACGUCCCGACGGCACUCUUAAACACGUCCGUUCCGGCCACGGGGACCGCAUCCGCGUUUCACCUGCCACGCUUUGCUCUGCGUUACUAUCUGGCGCUUGUGGAGAUGCUCUUCGAGAACUACUACCAGGGAGAAGUUCAAGUCAGUUUCUCCAACGACGCGCAUAGAAAGCUUACCUCUUUGUUGGCCUGCCUGAAGGACGACCUGGGAAAUCUUCCCGUCAAGUUGAACUCUUCUUGGCAGCCCAGAAUGGAAAGCUUACCCCGCGCGGUUCUCAACCGAAUCCUCGCUCUUAGGUUCGCCUACAAUGCCUUCCUCGACCAGCUUCACGUCCGGCGAGUCUGGGGCAUGGACUUUCGCUUCGAUGGGCUCCCAGAGUUGUCGGCUGCUCGGCUUUUUUUUGUCUACUAUGCUCUCGACAACUGCGAAUCGACGGGCGUGGCCUACAACGGUGGUCCGUCCACGGACCUUCCAGCCAGCUAUAGGGUCAACAUGCCUCUGCGUUACCUGGAGGAAUUUAUAUCAGCCUUCACAUGUAAAUUCUAUCCUACUUCGUCAUGUAAUGUGUUUAAAGCAGCGGAAAUAAUGGCCCAGAGCCAUGGUUAA